AUGACAGCGAUUGUGGAGGGUGAUUCAGGUCAGCGCUACCGUCUGGCACAGGAACGCGAGUUUCGCAAGUAUAUACCGCGAGAAUAUUCGGCCUCACAGUUCGCUUCUUUCGAUCAUGCUAGUCGACAGAAAUAUACACCUCAGCCCUCGCCGGACCCAGCCUUUACUUCGUUUGCCCAGCUCGCAGCAAUCCGUCUCGGAACCCAACGAGCGCUCAUCACUCUCUUUGAUCGCUACUACCAGCAUAUCAUCGCGGAGGGUACUCCGUCAUUGAGCCUUGUCGGUGGCACUCCCGAAAAUGAAUGCGAUAAGAUGCUAUUGGGGAGCUGCUUGCUUCCGAAAGAACGAGGUCUAUGUCACCAUGUUGAGGGUCUGCCUAUCUCCGCCUGCAUGGAAGGGGGUGAGUCAGUGGAGGGUGGCGCCCUGGUUGUUGGGGACGUGAAGAAUGACUCACGGAUCAAGGACAGCGAGCUUUUACAAGUACUGUCGACUGUCCGUUUCUUUGCCGCGGUACCUCUGAUCAGCCCGAAAGGGCUCACGGUUGGUUGCCUCAGUGUGAUGGAUGACGAGGCUAGAACCUCGACUCUUCCAGAGCACUUGAUUCGCUUUAUGAAGGAUCUGGCCAGGGCCACGAUGAAACAUCUGGUGAUGGGCCAUUCCACCCACAAAAGUCGCCAGGCCGAACGAAUGCUUGUCGGCUUGGGCAGUUUCAACGAGGGGAAAUCUACCCUUCGUCAUGCCUGGCAGCAGGAGAAUGCUCUAAAUAACCCUAGUGAUACGAAAGAGGGCCAGGCCAACAUUCAGCAACAGCGUCUACAGGACAAGCAAGAGACGAAUCAACUCCGCUUGUCUCUCGAGGUCCUAGACCGACCGAAACCCCCACGAAAGCGGGACCAAGGCAGAGUGGUUGGGGUCCGCAUCCUAGUCAAAAGUCAAAGUCUGGCGUAG
Molecule: messenger RNA, 948 nt
Organism: Penicillium nucicola
Lineage: Eukaryota; Fungi; Ascomycota; Eurotiomycetes; Eurotiales; Aspergillaceae
Exons: 2
Coding region: 1-948 (315 amino acids)
Molecular function (GO): protein binding
Source: RefSeq, a predicted model, not a curated record